Messenger RNA from Onthophagus taurus, 1126 nucleotides. Its product is annotated as 15-hydroxyprostaglandin dehydrogenase [NAD(+)]. The record is from RefSeq and is a predicted model, not a curated record. NCBI's taxonomy places the organism in Eukaryota, Metazoa, Arthropoda, Insecta, Coleoptera, Scarabaeidae. Gene Ontology annotation, molecular function: oxidoreductase activity, acting on the CH-OH group of donors, NAD or NADP as acceptor. Gene Ontology annotation, cellular component: cytoplasm.
GACUCUAACUGACUGUAACAUCCAUGUCAAUGUACUGUCACACCCUUUCGCCCUAAAAUAUUACCUAAAAUUUUAAAGUAAUUUCUCCCCAUAGUAGACUUAAAAGAUCGCAAUGUUCUCGUCACUUCGUCAUAUGUUAGCACCAAAAACUACAAGUUUCAUUGAAAAUUGCAGACUGGUUCUAAAAAAAGAGAUCCACUCCACUCCGAUUCCUAAAAAUUUAUGCGGUGAUGACUGUAAAGGUACAGAGAGUGGUAUUUUUAUGGAACCAGCCUGCAAAGUUGCGUUGGUAACAGGAGGUUCAAGUGGGAUAGGUUUAGCAAUCGCUGAAAGUUUGUUAAGAAAUAAAGCCAAACAUGUAGCUGUUACUGGGGUAAACGUAGACAAAGGUAAAGAGGCUAUUUCAAAAUUAAAUGGUGGAUUUGGGCACGGUAAAGCUAUGUUCAUCAAUGCUAAUCUUACAUGUAUGAGCCAAUUAGAAGAAACUUAUCGUGUAGUAAAAGAUGUUUAUGGAAACAUAGAUAUUGUUAUUAACUGUGCUGGAAUUAUCGACGGAAAACAUUGGGAGAGAGAAGUUGUUACUAAUGUGAUAGGAACCAUUCGCGGAUCAUUAUUAGCCUACAAGUACAUCGGUAAAGAAGGGGUGGGUAAGGGGGGUGCAAUGAUAAACGUAUGUGGCUUAGAAGGUAUAACACCAGCGCCAUCAGCACCAACGUUUGCAUCAACUCAACACGCGAUAGUAGGAUUAAGCACAAGUUUUGGAGAUAACUGGCACGUGGCUAGAACCGGAGUUAGAGUGAUCACCCUAUUAGUAGGAGCAACCAACACAAGCUUUACGAAAGGUCUGGAAAGUAAAGGCAUGUCACCAGCACUAGGUCAAGAAAUGCAACUAGCUAUGAAUAAAGCAAAGAAACAAAGUCCAUCUGCUGUUGGUCAAGCAGCUGUUCACGUAAUCAGAUGUGGUAAAAGUGGUUCGAUAUGGGUUAUAGAAGGAUCCCAUCUUUAUGAAAUUUUACCAAUAUCUUGGGAUAAACAUAAAAAGUUAGCCGCUCAGUUUAUAUAAUUAAGAGUUGGUGUAAAUGUACGUUGAAGGUUAUAUCUAUGCCAAUAAAAUAAUGUCCAUCGA